AAAAGAACAAUAUAAGAAAAGAAGAAAACAAUGCGAGCAUUUCUCAACACUGUAAAACUCGACCCCCUCCGUCUUUUCUUCUCCCCAAGCCUCCUCAACAGACGCAAAACAAACUUCGUCUCUCUUCCAAGCUUUUCCUACCCAAGUAAAACCCUAACUCGAAUUCAAACUCCUGGGGUUUUUUAUUGUAAGGAAAUGGCGACAGUGUCAUCAGAGGCAGCAGCAAGAGCAGUGAUUGAAGUGAAAGACAAGAUUGAACUGAAUGAGGUUGAAAAGCAGAUUUUUGACCGCUUAGUCAACACUCUUCGCCAUUUCAAUCUCAAUACUGAGCUCCGUGUAGCUGGGGGUUGGGUUCGUGAUAAGCUUCUAGGCAAAGAAUGUUGUGACAUCGACAUUGCUAUCGACAAUAUGUUGGGCAGCGAAUUUGUUGAUAAGGUUAGGGAAUACUUAUUAUCUACCGGGGAAGAGGCUCAUGGAGUUGGGGUUAUUCCACGCAAUCCUGACCAGUCUAAACACUUGGAAACUGCAAGGAUGCGUCUUCUUGAUUUAUGGAUUGAUUUUGUAAACUUAAGGAGUGAAGACUACAGUGAGAACAGCCGCAUUCCUACGAUGACAUUUGGCACAGCAAAAGAAGACGCAUAUAGAAGGGAUUUAACCAUCAACAGCUUGUUCUACAAUAUCAAUACCAGUUCUGUUGAAGACCUAACUGGAAGAGGCAUUGAAGAUCUAAAAUCUGGAAAAAUAGUAACUCCUUUACCUCCAAAAGAUACCUUUUUGGAUGACCCACUUCGAGUUCUGAGAGCUAUUCGGUUUGGUGCAAGGUUUGGAUUUGUACUUGAAGAAGAGCUUAAAGAAGCUGCUGCCUGUGAUGAUGUGAAAAACGCUCUCAAAGCAAAAAUCAGCAAAGAGCGUAUUGGAACUGAAAUUGAUCUCAUGAUCUCUGGCAAUCAACCUGUUAAAGCUAUGACCUAUAUUGCUGAUCUGACAUUAUUUUGGGUUGUCUUCAAUCUUCACCCAAAGGUUGAGCCAACAGUGUCAGAAGAAUGUCAGGGGCUCUGUGUUGCUUAUCUGGAUGCUGCGUGGAACCUUAUUCAUUUAAUUGGAGGUUCCUCCUUCACUGGUGAGCAAAGAAGGCUUUGUUUGUAUGCUGCUUUAUUUCUUCCAUUCAGAAACACCAUAUACAAGGAUGAAAAGGGUAAAAAGGUGCCUGUUGUCAACUAUAUAUUCAGAGACUCUCUGAAGCAAAAAGCCAGUGAUCCUGAAACAGUUAUCAAGAUACACAGGUCAUUAGAGAAAUUCUUGACCUUGAUUCCUUUGCUUAUAUCUAAUGACGAUACACAGCCUGCUGAAGUGGAUAUGGGCAUGGAACUUUUUGAUGUACCUAUAACAUCAAAACUCCGAGUAGCAACAGGAUUUCUAUUACGGGAAGUUAAGGAAUUUUGGCGAGUUGGUUUGUUGAUAUCAACAAUGUUAUAUCCUUCUGACACGGACUCUACUCAAGACUUUUUAGAAAAGAAAUUUGAACUUGACAGGAGAAAGGACUUAUUUAAAGCAGCUGAAGAUGCCAUUGUUAAUCUAGGUCUUGAAAAAGUGUGGGAUUUAAAGCCAUUGGUUAAUGGGAAGGAUAUCAUGACUGUUUUGCAGCUUAAAUCCGGAGGACCGGUUGUUAAGGAAUGGCAACAAAAACUGUUCGCAUGGCAGUUCGCUCAUCCUGCAGGGACAGUGGAGGAAUGCCUUGAUUGGAUGAAGGAAACACAUUUGAAGCGUGCAAAGAUGGAGUAACAUUCUUAGUAAAAUGUGACUCGCUCUACUUAGCGGAGGAAGUAACCUAGCAAACAGGCUUUUGUUCAACCUACCAAUCGUUUUUGAGGUCCCAUGAACAUCCACUAUUUCAAAACUAACGCAGGCAGAAAGAGCAGUCGAUGUGCAGGGUUUUAGCUUGAUAUUUCAUUAAUAGUUUUGUACAGAUCUUUAACUUAACGUGCAAGAUCCUGCAUUAGCUGCAAGUAUCUUGUGAUCUGCACUGACAUCCAAUUGGAGUGUAGUUGAUCAUAUAAGAAUCAAAGCUUUAGGAAGUGUUGGGCUA
This is a messenger RNA of Populus nigra (black poplar), 2086 nucleotides long. Its product is annotated as tRNA nucleotidyltransferase cca2. The transcript is spliced from 15 exons. The coding region runs from base 31 to 1782 and encodes 583 amino acids. Gene Ontology annotation, molecular function: ATP:3'-cytidine-cytidine-tRNA adenylyltransferase activity; RNA binding. Lineage: Eukaryota; Viridiplantae; Streptophyta; Magnoliopsida; Malpighiales; Salicaceae. Gene Ontology annotation, biological process: tRNA 3'-terminal CCA addition. The record is from RefSeq and is a predicted model, not a curated record.